CUAUCUUUCCAAUAUUCAAAAUCUAAGUUCCAAUGGCUUUCAAGAAAGAACUCAAAACAAACACCCUAUUAUUCAUCAUCAUAGCCACCUCCUCCAUCUUGAAAAAUGUCUCAGCUCAGUCCUCCUCAGGCUGCACUUCAGCUCUCUUAAACCUAUCCCCUUGCCUUAACUAUGUAAUGGGUAACAUUACAACACCUUCAUCUCCUUGUUGCACUCAGCUUGCAAACAUAGUUCAAUCACAACCAAGUUGUCUAUGUUUAUUGUUCAACAACAAUAUUGGCAUCACCAUCAAUCAAACUCUUGCUCUUCAACUCCCCGGCGCUUGUAAUGUCCAAACUCCAGCCAUUAGUCAGUGUAAUGCUGUGGCAAAUGCUCCAAUUGCUUCUUCAUCCUCACCAUUAGGUUCUACGGUGCCUUCACCAACAGAGUCACCCCAAAUUGAGACUCCACAAACCCCUUCAUCAACAACAAUUGCUCCCUCAACAUCUUCGGGGGCAGGGUCUAAAACAGUUCCCAGUACUACUAAUGUAUCGUCGUCGGAUGGAAACGUUGUUAGUGUAUCCAUUCCAAUUGUGGCUCUCGUCUUUGUGGCAUCAGCGGUUUCGACACUCGUCAAAUUCUAAGUUUCUUGUUUUAAAGUUGAGAUAAAGGAAUUAUUUCUUUAGAUUAUAUAUUUGUGUUUUGUAUUUGAUCAAGUCCUUCACUUUGAUUGAGGAAGUUGGUUAGCAUAGUGUGUGUGAUUGUAUUAUUUCAUAGAAUUCAUGAGUGUUUCAUUGAUGAGAUGAUUGAUUAUAUAUAUAUAUAUAUUUGUUC
This is a messenger RNA of Impatiens glandulifera, 813 nucleotides long. Its product is annotated as non-specific lipid transfer protein GPI-anchored 5-like. Lineage: Eukaryota; Viridiplantae; Streptophyta; Magnoliopsida; Ericales; Balsaminaceae. The transcript is spliced from 3 exons. Bases 33 to 623 code for a protein of 196 amino acids. The record is from RefSeq and is a predicted model, not a curated record.